Messenger RNA from Pneumocystis carinii B80, 1307 nucleotides. RefSeq lists its product as hypothetical. Gene Ontology annotation, biological process: plasma membrane tubulation; actin cortical patch localization; endocytosis. The transcript is spliced from 8 exons. Gene Ontology annotation, cellular component: Rvs161p-Rvs167p complex; medial cortex; mating projection tip. NCBI's taxonomy places the organism in Eukaryota, Fungi, Ascomycota, Pneumocystomycetes, Pneumocystales, Pneumocystaceae. Bases 1 to 1263 code for a protein of 420 amino acids. The record is from RefSeq and is a predicted model, not a curated record. Gene Ontology annotation, molecular function: protein binding; lipid binding.
AUGAGCUGGAAAGGAUUUCAAAAGGCAGUAGUAAGGGCACCUCAACAAGUUAAGGGAAAGCUUAAUAUUGGGGAAAAUACGGUGGAUGCAGCUUAUAUAGAUGUUGAAAAUCAAUUUAAAGAACUUGAGCUAAAAUUAAGAAAAUUGCUUAAUAAUGCCAAAAAAUAUUUACAAUCAAUAACAGAUAUUUUAAGUUAUCAAAUGGAGUUUGCGGUGAUUAUUGAAGAAAUUUAUAAACCAAUUACAGGAAAGAGUACAGAUAUUGAAAAUAAAUCGAAUGAAGAAUGUAGUGAAGCUGUUGAUGCUUGUCAAAAAUAUCGAAAUAUUGUUAAAGAACUUCAAGAAAUACUUACUCCGGAGCUAGAAAUGAUUGAAUCAAGAAUUAUUGCUCCUACUAGUGAAUUAUUAUCUAUUAUUGCAUCUAUUCAUAAAAUAACAGAGAAACGAGAACGAAAACGUUUGGAUUAUGACCGUCAUAGAUCUAAUUUAAAGAAACUUCAAGACAAAAAAGAAAAAACCUUAAAAGAUGAAAGAGCUCUUUAUAGUGCAGAAAAUGUUGUUGAACAAAGUACACAAGAAUAUGAAUAUUAUAAUACUUUAUUAAAAGAAGAACUUCCUAUACUUUUUGGUUUAGAAAUUAAUUUUAUUCAACCAUUAUUUCAAAACCUUUAUUAUAUACAACUUAAUAUAUAUUACACUCUUUAUGAAAAAAUGAAGUGUAUUGACAUUGGAUAUUUUGAUUUAAAUAGAGAAAUUGUUGAAGGAUUUGAACUCAAGCGAAAUAAUAUUCAAGAAAUAACAGAAAGUCUUGGUAUUGUAAGAUUUACUCUAUCUCGAAGAUCUCGAUGUGUCGCUGAAGCUGACAAUUCUAAACCAGCCAAACUAUCUCCUACAUCAUCUCACUUAGAAUCAAAUGUGCAAUCAGAAGAAUUGCCUUCUUAUUACGAUGUACAAAAUUUACAAAAUUAUCAGACAAAUUAUGGAAAUAACAUUGGAGAAAGCAGUAAUGCUAAUAAUAGGAAUUCUAAUAUCAAGAAGAUACCACCACCUCUUCCAUGUAAACCAACUCUAUUAAAAGGAAAAGAAUGCGCAGUGGCAUUAUAUGACUAUGAAGCACAGAUGGAAGGUGAUCUUUCUUUUAAAGCAGGAGAUAGAAUUGAAAUAAUAAAGAAAACAGAUAAAAAAAAUGAUUGGUGGACUGGGAGAUUAAAUGGAGUUGAGGGAGUAUUUCCGGGAAAUUAUACUGUAUUAGAACAGUCGUGAUCUAUUCAUUGUUUUUUCGAAAAAAUGCUGUUUUGAAAAUAGAC